AUGACACGCUCCCGCUCCCACCAAACAACGACCCGGCGCGUGACCCCCACGCCCCCACUCGAAAUCGAGAAGCCCCUCCCCAACGGAGAUCUCUACAUCGGCACGUUCUCCGCCGGCUUCCCCCACGGAUCCGGCAAAUACCUCUGGAGAGACGGCUGCAUGUACGAAGGCUCAUGGAAACGAGGCAAAGCCUCGGGGAAAGGCAAAUUCUCGUGGCCGAGCGGCGCGACCUACGAGGGAGAGUUCAAAUCCGGGAGGAUGGAAGGCUUCGGGACCUUCACCGGCGCCGACGGCGACACCUACCGAGGAACCUGGGCGGCGGAUCGGAAACACGGCCACGGGCAAAAGCGUUACUCCAACGGAGACUUCUACGAAGGCACGUGGAGGAGAAACUUACAAGACGGGAGGGGAAGGUAUGUGUGGAGAAACGGGAAUCAGUACACGGGAGAGUGGCGAGGAGGUGUGAUUAGUGGGAGAGGGUUGUUGGUUUGGCCUAACGGCGACCGUUACGAAGGUCUGUGGGAGAACGGUGUGCCGAGAGGGAGUGGGGUGUUUAGUUGCGUUGAUGGGAGUUGUUGCGUGGGGGCGUGGGAUGAGAGUGAUGUUGUGAGGAGUUUCUUUGAGAGGAGUGGGUUGGUUGUUGGGGCGACGAGGAAGAGGUCGUCUGUUGAUAGUGGAGGAGGUGGGGAGAAGGUUUUUCCGAGGAUUUGUAUUUGGGAGUCUGAUGGUGAAGCUGGGGAUAUUACUUGCGAUAUUAUUGAUAACGUUGAGGCGUCGAUGAUUUAUAGGGAGAGACUGUCUGUUGAUCGUGUUAGGCAGUUUAAGAAGAAUCCUUGUUGGUUUGACGGUGAGGUUAAGAAGGCUGGGGUGACUAUUUGUAAAGGGCAUAAGAAGUAUGAUUUGAUGUUGAAUUUGCAGUUGGGAAUCAGGUACUCUGUUGGGAAACAUGCGUCGAUUGUUAGGGAGCUUAAGGUAACUGAUUUUGAUCCAAAGGAGAAGUUUUGGACGAGGUUUCCGCCGGAAGGGACUAAGACUACGCCGCCGCAUCAGUCUGUUGAUUUCAGGUGGAAGGAUUAUUGUCCUUUGGUGUUUAGACGUCUCAGGGAUCAUUUCCAAGUGGAUCCAGCUGAGUAUAUGUUAGCUAUAUGUGGAAACGAGGCUCUUAGGGAGUUAUCUUCGCCCGGAAAGAGUGGAAGCUUCUUUUACUUAACGCAAGAUGAUAGGUUUAUGAUCAAGACUGUGAAGAAAUCGGAAGUCAAGGUGCUUCUGAGAAUGCUUCCAAGUUACUACAAACAUGUCUGUCAAUAUGAAAACUCCCUUGUGACUAGAUUCUAUGGUGUUCAUUGUGUGAAACCCGUUGGUGGCCAGAAGACUCGGUUUAUCGUCAUGGGAAACUUAUUCUGCUCCGAGUAUAGAAUCCAGAGACGGUUUGAUCUCAAAGGGUCUUCCCAUGGACGGAGUACAGCAAAGCCUGAAGGCGAGAUUGAUGAGACCACGACUCUAAAGGACCUUGAUCUCAAUUUUGCUUUCCGUCUUCAGAGAAACUGGUAUCAAGAGCUUAUGAAGCAAAUAAAACGAGACUGUGAGUUCUUGGAAGCGGAGAGAAUAAUGGAUUAUAGCCUUUUAGUUGGUGUUCACUUCCGUGAUAACAACACAGGAGAAAAGAUGGGUCUUUCUCCAUUCGUUUUGAGAUCUGGUAGGAUAGAUUCAUAUCAGAAUGAGAAAAUCAUGCGUGGUUGUCGCUUCCUAGAGGCUGAACUUCAAGACAUGGACCGGAUUUUAGCUGGCAGGAAACCAACGAUAAGAUUAGGUGCAAACAUGCCAGCAAGAGCGGAACGAAUGGCCAGAAGAAGCGACUUUGAUCAGUAUACAUCAGGAGGAGGAGGAGCUAACUAUCCAUCUCACGGUGAGAUGUAUGAAGUGGUACUCUACUUUGGUGUCAUUGACAUCUUGCAAGACUACGACAUUACCAAAAAGAUUGAGCAUGCUUACAAGUCGUUACAAGCGGAUCCUGCUUCAAUCUCAGCCGUUGAUCCUAAACUCUAUUCCAAGAGGUUCAGAGAUUUCAUCAGUAGAAUCUUCAUCGAAGACGGCUAA
Messenger RNA from Eruca vesicaria subsp. sativa (arugula), 2097 nucleotides. The record is from the annotation of a GenBank genome assembly. NCBI's taxonomy places the organism in Eukaryota, Viridiplantae, Streptophyta, Magnoliopsida, Brassicales, Brassicaceae.